Messenger RNA from Penicillium angulare, 1446 nucleotides. Its product is annotated as MFS general substrate transporter. NCBI's taxonomy places the organism in Eukaryota, Fungi, Ascomycota, Eurotiomycetes, Eurotiales, Aspergillaceae. Gene Ontology annotation, biological process: spermidine transport; spermine transport; transmembrane transport. The transcript has 5 exons. The record is from RefSeq and is a predicted model, not a curated record. Gene Ontology annotation, molecular function: spermine transmembrane transporter activity; spermidine transmembrane transporter activity. The coding region runs from base 1 to 1446 and encodes 481 amino acids.
AUGGCAGAUCUUGAGCAAGAGCAUCGGACGCCCGGAGUCAAUGAAUCAAUGCCUGGGACUCCAGCUGUUGGUACUGAAGAUGAUGGUUCCGAUGACCAGGACAUUAAGGUACCCGACGCACGCCAGUGGAGCAAGAAAUACAAACUGUUUGUUUCAUUCUGUGCUAUCUUUUCUUAUUUCUUCAUUACAUUCGCAACCUCAGUCUACAUCGCGAGUGUUCCUGGUAUUAUGAUGGAAUUUCGAAUUUCAGAGACAUUGGCCCUCACCCCUAUAACGUUUUACGCGAUAGGAUUCGUCAUUGGACCAAUGUGCACCGCUGCGCUCUCAGAGGAAUUUGGCAGACAAUAUAUCUACAAAAUCUCCCUGCUUCUUCAUGUGGUCUUCACAUGCGUCGCUGGGUCAGCCCAAGAAUUUCGGACAAUCGCAGUCGCCCGUGGUAUCUGCGGUAUAGUUGGGUCCCCUUCCGUGACCGUUUUCUCCGGCCUGUUGAACGAUCUAUGGAAAAUGCCCGAAGACAGAAUUGGCGGUCUCCUUUUCGCUGUGUACGGCAUAUUUGGCGCAGUUGCUAGUGAAGUCGGUCCUACCGCGGGAGAGGCAAUUGUCCGAGACCGUGACUGGCGCUGGACCUUUUGGCUCACAGCCAUGCUGGUGGGUGCAUGUUUCCUGGCCUUGGUGACGGUGCCGGAGACAUAUGGACCUGAGAUUCGGAGAAAGAAGUUGAACCUGCCUAGACGUAAUCUGUUGCACUGCAUCGGUCCUGCCUUUUCGCGUCCUUUCCAGCUGCUUAUCAUGGAGCCAAUUAUCUUUCCCACGGCGGCUAUUGUGACCAUGGGUCAGGUUGUGGUAUUUGUGUUUUAUGCGGCCUAUCCUGUCGUCCUUGAGGAAGUGUAUGGGUUUUCAUCUUACCAAGUCGGGUUGGCAUUCACUCCUUUGCUGAUUGGUAGUCUGUUUGCACUGCCUAUCAUAUCAAUGGUUAUGAAAAGAAGAGACAAGAAUUCGAACCCACAGCCCGAAGAUUCACUGCCCGCAGCAACUAUCGCAGGCAUUCUGUUGCCGAUCAGCUUGUUUUGGCUUGCUUGGACAGCUCGAGAAGGUAUUCAUUGGAUCUGUCCGCUCAUUGCUGGGGCAUUCUAUGGACUAGCAUUUGCGCUAUCACAGCUGGUCUACCCGCUGUACAAAAAUGAGGUUUAUGGAGCCGAAUUGGGAGCCUCUUCAUUUGCAGUCGAUGUCGCUAUGCGAUACACGUUUUCGUCUGUCUUUCCUCUUUUCACUGUUCAAAUGGUCAACCGGAUUGGGUUCAACUGGACCAUCUCACUUUGUGCAUUUGUCCUCUUAGCUCUGGCACCUGUCCCCGUGGUCCUCCAGAAAUAUGGACCCACGCUACGCGCCAGAAGUCGCUAUGUUCCAAAGCAUAAAGACAAUAGCUCGCAAAGUCUCUCGGCGUGA